Molecule: messenger RNA, 1466 nt
Organism: Suillus plorans
Lineage: Eukaryota; Fungi; Basidiomycota; Agaricomycetes; Boletales; Suillaceae
Product: caspase domain-containing protein
Exons: 19
Coding region: 80-1336 (418 amino acids)
Biological process (GO): proteolysis
Molecular function (GO): cysteine-type endopeptidase activity
Source: RefSeq, a predicted model, not a curated record
CAAGGGUUUCACUAGCUACUUGCCCACGCACUCUGAAGCGUAGAUAGUAGUCAUAAACUGCCCUCAUCGAUAAGCGCGUAUGUCUGUCCCUCCUGCCAAGCUGAUUUCUCGCCGAAACAAGGGGCUAGACAGAUCAAGGAGUUCAUACACUUCGUCCAUCCCUGCAGUCGUUCCUGUGAGGCGAUCGCCAUCUCCGAAACCAGCGGCUAUCAAAACGCGUCGAGCGCUAGUACGCCAAUAUCAUUCCCCGACGUCCUCCAGUACAGAUGCAGCCCUUCCUCCAUCUGUACCUCCCUAUGGUUCCAAGUACAACGGGAGGACUACGCCAGAUGCUCGGCCAGUACAACAUGGUCCUGUGAUCUCGCGGCUUCACCGCUCACGGACGCAAUCGACUCAAUCUCUUCAGCAACAGACAGGAGAGAGUACAGAGCUAUCGAGACACCAUAUACACUCACCGUAUAGUGCUGCGCGACGACCUGUCGUCGCAAGGUGCAACUGUGACCUGUGUGAUCAACUUGAAAUAGAUAUUCCACAGACAAUCAAAGUGUUGCCUCCACGUGCGAGGAAGAAGAAGGCAUUAUGCAUCGGCAUAAACUACAAAAGCCAGGAUAGAGAGCUUCGUGGCUGUGUGAAUGAUGCUUGGAACAUUGCGGAGUUUCUAAAAUCCUUCUGGAAUUACGCGAAAGAGGACAUCAUGGUGCUCACAGAUGAGCCAUACAAUCUGAAGUACAUGCCGACGAGACGGAACAUCCUUAGCGCGUUGCGAUGGUUAGUGAAAGACGCCCAGCCUGGAGAUUGCUUAUUCUUUCACUACUCUGGACAUGGAGGACGAAUCGUCGACUUGGAUGAUCGCCGUGUGGAUGGUCACCGUGUAGAUGGAUUUGAGAAGGUUGACUGGGAACGCGCUGGUGAGAUUGUGAGCGAGGACUUAUACGACGUGAUGGUCAAACCCCUACCCGCUGGCUGCUGCCUUAAUGCGUUGUUUGAUUCAUGUUAUUCUGGAUCCGUCCUCGAUUUGCCAUACAUCUAUCAACCCAGUGAUCACCGAAAACAGCAUGCUACGAACUCUCGAGCUCUUACAAAGUACCCCCAAGCUCAUGUGGUAUUAUUUGCAAGCUGUAGUGACUUCCAAGGUAGCGGCGGCGUUAUCAUAAGGGGUGGAGAGUUUCUUGGAGCCAUGUCCUCUGCCUUCAUCUCGUCACUUACGACCAACCCAACCCAGACAUAUCUGCAGGUACUUGGGUCUGUGCAGGUUAUCUUACGUCGGACUCAGAGGCAGACGCCGCAGCUGUCGAGUUCGUAUCCAAUUGAUUCUAGUCAACAAUGCCUCUUUUAAUUUAGUUUUUCCUUCUACGAUUUGUACAUACAACAGGGAAGUUCUCAGACGUGUACGCCUAUUUAUGAUUCUAUACUCGUUUGUUGAGAUGUGUGGAUACUAAUUGAAUACCUGAUCAUUAAGAACAAGA